GGAAAUGAAUAACCCACCAUUUAAUAGAACGAAAGUAUUACCAUCAAGAAAUAUGACAUUUGUGGCAAAUCCAUCCCCGAUUGGCUUUCUGUACGCCGUGGCGUCGAUCAUGAUGAAUAUAAUCGUUCCGAAGCAAAAACCAGAUUUCGUGGACCAAGUUAUUCCAGAGGCAUUCGACAUCUCGCAAUACAAGGUGCGGCUGAAGCUGGGCGGCGUGCUGCCGCUGCUGGCGCUCGUCUCCGGGCCGCUCACCUUCUGCCUCUUCUUCCUCGUGCUGGCCGCGAUGCUGCACUUCGCCUGGAUGACCUCCAGAAGGCGGCGCGAAAGGGAGCGACGCCCCUUCGACCGCAAGUGCGACCCGCAACUCAAGUGUUGCUUGACUGCGUUGCUGAUCGCCCUGAUGGCUUUAUACUUUUUAGGCUUGGCGAGCGCAUACUACACAUCGGUGCAAAUGGAGGACGGCGCAAGGCUUCUGUUACUGUGCAUCUGCAAUAUUACAAGGACAACCAGCGAACUGCUGAAUUUUAGAACAAAAUUUCUUUUUAGAAGACAUAAUCAGGAAGGAUUUUGGCCGGUCGAUUUACGGGGACCAUAUGAAGAAAUCACUCAGAUAAGGUUUUGGAACUUCGUUUAUAAUGAGUCUCAUCAUAGAACGAGGCGAUACAAUAAAGAAGUUGACCCGUCGUCUCUGUCGCCGUUGAGCGGUAUCGUGGAACAGUUGGCCGCCGUGCACCGCGACUUAGUGGAUGUGAAGCGGGAGAGUGCGGUGUUGUGGUUGCUGGCAGAACAGCUCAACGAAGGCCUACACCGAGUGAAGCACAACUUGCUCCGCGCGCUGCUGGAGUGCGACGACCCCGCCUGCGUGGAGCUGCAGCGGAGACACCACAUCGCCGAGCUGAACACUCACUUCCCCUUCACCCCGAUGCCCGACCUCUCUGAGCUGCUCAACAGCGUGUCGUCGCUGCUCGAUGACCACAUCAAGGAGGAGGUGGCCGAAGGGCUGCGUAGCGUGGCAGACAAAGUAGCUAUGCUGGAAGAAAAAUCCGUGCAUUAUUUCCACAACAUAUCUGAAGCAGGGAGGGCAAUGUCGUACAUGCAGAUGCGAACACACCGUGCGUUUUACUUCUGGGCCUACGACCGCUUCGAAGAUUUGGAGCAAGUGGAGAGAGUGCGCGAGCACAUCGAAGACUAUUACUUUUCACAAAUCAGACAUGUGGUGUUCACCAUCCUCGUCAUCCUGGCGCUUCCUUUGACACUGUUCCUCGGUUUGGUGCUCGGCUUCUGCGGCACCCGGGCUAAAGUGGACGGCUCCUUCAGCAUCUGCGGCAGAGACAAUGGAGCGCGGUGCGUGUAUUGCGCCAUGGUGCUAUCAAUACUGGUGUUCAGCGUGUGCGCCGUGCUGUUCGCGACGGUGUUCGCGUUCGGCGCGCUCCUGCACCGCGCCGUGUGCGACCCGUUCGGGAACCCGCUGAAAAGUUCAAUGUUUCGUUUAAUAGACGAGUUUGUUUACCUUGACAAGAUCAUCUACAAGGACGGAGCCGUGAGCGUCCACGAGGGGGUCAAGGUCAGCAGGGUCCUGCACGACAUUAUGUAUUUUACUAAAAAAACACACAAGUAUUACUACGAGACGUUUCAAGUCCGGCGCCUCUUUGGGAUGGACAAAUACAAAAUUUAUCUUAACAACAGCGCAACCGUUAUAAAGAAAUACAUGAAAAUAUUGAAGGAGCUACCUCCUAUAAAGCUGGAUGUUCCCGCCAAUCACCUGAAAGACAGUACCAGGCGAAAGCUGCGGAUUCUGGCUCAAAUUCCAUUCUCCAACCUCGCUGAUGAGAGAAUUCCAGCAGCGCUGAAGACGAACUCGGAGCGGCACACCAGCGCCUUGCAGACGGUGUCGCAGCUGGCGGAGGCGCUGGAGCGCGCGGCGCGCGGGGCGGGGGGGCGCGCGCCGGCCGGGCUGCGCGCCGCCGCCGCCGGCCUGCGCGACCUGCGCCAGCGCACCAUCCUGCCCAUGCUGCAGCUUUCGCAAAAACUCAAUACAACAACGCGCAAGUUGUACGAAGCUCGCCAUUUCAACAUCACUAACGUGACGUUGAGUGAGGCCAUAGAGCAGAUGAUGACGGAGCUGGACGAAACCGAGUGGUACCUGCGAGAGGGAGCUGGCGAACAAAUCAAGGCUACGUUGUUGCGGGAGGCGAAGGACAUAACAGAGGAGACGCUGCAUUUCUACGACAACAUCGUGGCGACGCUGGCGACGCCGGCGGGCCACUUCAUGCCGCCCGUGGUGCGCAGCGCGCGGCUGGCCCUGUGCGAGCACGUGCUGUGGCCAGUCCACGGCGUGUGGCUGAGCCUGCUGUGGAGCAUGCUGGUGUUGCUGGGCAUGCUGGCGGUGUGCCGCAGACUCGCGCGCAUCUUCCUGCAGACGGACCCUUACCCCGGGCCCGAGGUCGUGCGCGCCUACGACGCGGUGAAGCGGUUCGAGCGGCGCGCGCGCAAGGAGCGGCGGCGCGGCGGCGCGCGCGGGCUGUGCGCGGGCGCCUGCAACGACGUGCGCCUGCCCGCGCCGCCGCCCGACGCCCACUGCUGCCACAAGUAUUAACUGUGGCUUGAAGACGAGGCGGCCGUCGGUUAACACUCGAGCAUCGACCUGACUACUGUAAGCUCCCGGUACCUACUACCUGACCGAUGUCUGUAAAAUAAUAUUGGCAAAAAAUCGAUAUAGAGGAUCCUAGACAACACAAAAUGAAGCCAAAAAUAUCUGUCGAGCGUCCACAACC
This is a messenger RNA of Amyelois transitella, 2774 nucleotides long. RefSeq lists its product as uncharacterized. The transcript has 18 exons. Lineage: Eukaryota; Metazoa; Arthropoda; Insecta; Lepidoptera; Pyralidae. Gene Ontology annotation, cellular component: membrane. The record is from RefSeq and is a predicted model, not a curated record. Bases 5 to 2596 code for a protein of 863 amino acids.